This is a messenger RNA of Mytilus californianus (California mussel), 3193 nucleotides long. RefSeq lists its product as uncharacterized. NCBI's taxonomy places the organism in Eukaryota, Metazoa, Mollusca, Bivalvia, Mytilida, Mytilidae. Bases 148 to 1920 code for a protein of 590 amino acids. Gene Ontology annotation, biological process: execution phase of apoptosis; apoptotic process; proteolysis. Gene Ontology annotation, cellular component: cytoplasm. The record is from RefSeq and is a predicted model, not a curated record. The transcript has 11 exons.
UUAAAUACGCAAGUAAAUAUGUUUUCUUAGUUCAAUUCACUUAAAACAUAAUCAUUAAUUGACAUUGGUCCAGUUUUGUACGUUAGCAGGAAGUAACUUACACUGACAGUCCAGUCUUCAUUCGUUAGAUAACCGACAAUUGAAGAUAUGGCAUGUAGAGACAUGAUGGAUGCUGCUCCGGGCAAGGAAGAAAAAGUCAUUAACAGUUUCUCAGAAAGUAACACAGGACAAGGUAAUAUAUCAACAGCACAUUUGAACCAAGAGAGAUAUCAAAUUAGUUGUGGGAUAGCAGUUGUGAUUAAUAACGUUGAAUUUGAAGCCAAUUUGAAUUUAUCAGAUCGUAUCGGAAGUGAUGAGGAUGCGUUAACACUAUUCCAGAGUUUCAAGCAACUUGGUUUCAAGAGUGAACGUUUGGAUAAUGCUACUAAGGAUGAAAUGGAAAAGAAGUUUAAUGAAAUUAAAGAAGACAAGAAAAGUUUGGAGGAAACAGACUGCCUCAUUAUUGUUAUGAUGACCCAUGGUACUGAAGAGAGUGUGUUUAUGACAGAUAUGUCUAUUAAGACGAAAAAUGUUAUGGAUUACUUCAAUGCAGAGAAUUGUAAAGAACUUCAGAUGAAGCCAAAAAUUUUUAUAUUACAGGCCUGUAGAGGUACAGGUUUAGGAGGUGGUUUAGAAAUGGAAGUUGUAACAGAUAAAGAAAUAUACAAGAUUGAGCCAAACCAAGCAGAUGCUGGUGGUUUUUAUCGUGAAUAUGACAAGACACACGGAGACCCAAUCCGUAUUCCAAAUGAAGCGGAUUUCCUUGCAGUGUAUUCUACUUCCGUUGGCUAUACAUCUUUCCGAACCACAGAUAUGGUGUCCCCUUUUGUGCAUCACUUGUCAGAAGAGCUCCUGAACAUUUCAAAAGAAGACAAUUUCUACAAAGUCUUGACCAGGGUUAACAAAAAAGUCGGAUUGGAAUAUAAACCAAGCCCUAAAAUGAGUGGCAUUGUUACUCAGAUGCCUUGUUUCAGUUCGCAUCUUACAAAGGAACUGUUUUUUAACCUGAAAGAAAUGGCAAAUCGAGGCAAACUAGAUGCAAAUGACCAAGACACAUUAACAACAUCGUCAAUUACCAAGGAGACGGGACGUAAUACAGGACAAGGUAUCAUAAACAAAAGCCAUUUGGACAAAACAAGUUAUACUAUAAGAACUGGGAGAGCAGUCGUGAUCAAUAACACAGAAUUUGAUUCCAAAUUAGGCGUAUAUGAUCGUAGAGGAGGUGACGGGGAUGCUGCAUCUCUACUGCAAAGAUUCAUGGAACUUGGUUUCGAAAGUGAACUUUUGUCUGAUGCCACUAAGGAUGAUUUGGAAGAGAAAUUUCAAGAAAUUAAAGGUGACAAGGAGGAAUUACAAAAAACAGACUGCCUGAUUGUAGCUGUGUUGUCACAUGGUGAUGAGGACAGUGUGUAUAUGACAGAUACACCUGUAAAGAUUAAGGCAGUGAUGGAUUAUUUCAAUUCGCAGAACUGCCCAGAACUUAUUCAACAGCCAAAAAUCUUUAUUUUCCAGUGUUCUAGAAGAGCAGCCUUAAGAUAUGGUGGUAACUUUAAAGUUGAAGAAGAGAAGAAAGAAAAUUAUAUUCCUUAUGGUUUAGAAACUGUCCGUAUUCCCAAUGAAGCAGAUUUCCUUGCAGUUUAUUCUACGUCAUUAGGUGACAGAUCAUAUGGUAGUACAGAGGGAUCAUCGCCAUUUUUAUGUCAACUGAUGAAAGAGCUACAGGAAAUGAAGAAGGAUGAUGAUAUUUACACAGUUUUGACCAAAGUGAAUAACAAAGUUAUGAGAUUUGAGCCUGGCAGUAUAGAUAGUAAAGAUAUAAGGCAGAUGCCAUAUUUUGUAUCCCACCUUACGAAAGAUUUGUAUCUGAAACAGAUAAACUAGAUGCAUGAUGCACUUCCACAAGGACUAAUAAAUAAGGCGUUACACUAGACAUUAAAGAUCAAUCCAUAAUCUAUCAACAUUCGUUAUAUAAAAAUAAAAACUGUGUUGGUUUGGUUCACUAUUAUAUUUAAAUAAGAAUGUAAAAUACUUCAAAAGUUUUAUUAUAUAGAAUAAGCUGAUAUCUGAAACACUUAUGUUAAAUAGUCAUAUGCAAUUUUUCUCAAUUUAAUUUGUAUCAAUUAUAAUUAUAUUACACAGAUUAGAACAAAUCUUUCAAAAAGUAUAUAGAAAAUGAAUACUCUUUAUAAAAAUUUCUACAGUUCGAACAUUAAUUACAGUCUUUCAUGUUUGGGUGUUAUUGUUGUAAAUGUUUUGUUUAGUCAAAGAACAGUAAGUAAAAUUGGUAUGAUACUGAUUUCAAUGCGAAUGACAUAGGGUGUACUCGACAUAAAUAUUUGUAAUUAUCAAUAUCAUAAUUCCUUGAACUGUUUUUUGUUUGUUUGUUGUAAAUAUGUUAGAUAUGAAAACUAAUUUCUAUAAUAUUGCUCAUUUGUAGAUAAAGCACGUAAAAUCGGUGAACACUUGCUAAAAAUUAUCUCUAGAUUGUUUCCUUAGAACUAUCCAUAUAACUUACUUAAAAACGACAAUUAAAAAAACUUUAGGUUAGUUACGAAAUAUAAAAAGAUUGAUACAUUUGUCCUUGAAUCAAUUUGUUCUCAUGAGGUAAAAAUAAUUAGGCAAGCUAGAAAUUACUUCAUAUAGAUCUAUUAGAAAUAAAGAUGUCUAGCAACAGCAUAUCAAAUUUUAUAAAAAAAUAUAAAAAAAGACGAACAAGUCCUCAAACACUACAUAGAAAAAUAAAGACUGAGCAACAAUAAACCCAUCAAAAAAACUUAGGGUGAACUCGUGUGUCCCGGAAGAGAACAGUUCCUUCGCCACAUGCGCAACCUGUCGUAUUUGGUUUUCCAAAUGUAAAUUGAUAAUUCGGAAAAUUAAGAAAAUUUUUCACCUUUUUUAAUUGUAUUCUAUACAAAUGAGCAUAUAGUUCAAACUAUUCAUUCCAUAUCUAACUUGCAAACAUAAAUUAAAAAAAAAGUUAUUUAUUUUAACAUGCCAAUAAUUAGUAGUCUUGUAAAAACUACUUUACCGGAUUAAUGUAAAUAUAUUUGAACUACAUUUUUUCAAUUGUAUAUAUAAUUGUAUGCAUUUUUUAGAAUAUAAUGUUAAGAAGAUAUUAUCAAAAAAUGCUUCGUGAAAUAAAAAUUCAAUAUUG